UGCCUGUCUCUCUCUCUCCUCAACGCCGCAGAACUCCGCCGACCGACUGUCAGGUGACCGCGCGGAGCGGAAUAUUCAUCAGCACCGUCGUCGUCUUUCAUCCCUUCACUCCUUCGGACUCCAGGCAACCGGAGCUGCCGCAGCCCGGGCUCUGUCUCUCUCUCUCCCCCCCCCCCCCCUCCCCCGCCGUGUCCUCUCAUCUGGCUCGGGACAUUCUACCGCUCCACGCACACGCAGAUUAACGGGGAUUCUGCCUCCCCGCCCGCGAGCUGAUGCUGAUGUCCUUGAACUCGGCCUGCACGGUCCUGGUGGUGCAGCAGUAGCUACCUCUCAACUGGAUCCACUUACUGUCUCUGAUUUAUCAGCGGCCUUUGCCUCGCUCACCCCUCUCUCCAUCCGUCCAUCAACCCCCCAACCCCCACCCCUGUCUGUAAGUCCGUCAGCCCGUCCGUCUGUCCAUGGACUGGCCGUGACCCUGGAGGGAGGGGGACUGAAACGAAGAAAGAGUGGAGUCGCAGAGGAGACAUAGGAAAAGAAAGCUGGAUUCAUUCAGACAUCACGCUUCUGAGGUGCCCCUGCUCGCGGCCCUUCAUCCCCCUCAGCCUCCUCCUCCUGUUAUGGAGAAUUAAAGGAGCAGUGGGAGGCUAGGCCAAGAUAGCAAGGAGUCAAAAAUAAAAAAAACACUGCUACUUCAUUGUCGUUAAAUAAAUUUAGAGAAGGGUUUGGGCGUAUCGUUGUGACUACACAUUUUAAAGUAGGUUACUGAGGCAGAACCAAGAUUCUGACUGUUGAGCACAUGAACACCCCUCCACCAACCAAACGAAAGUGGAACUGAGUUGAGGACAGACUACGGAGAGAAAAAGGAGGACCAAAACAGAAGAAACCCUUACUGACAUGUCCACAACGGCCACGAUGGGUGAAAUGGCAAACAGCGCAGUGGAGUUUUAUCCCAAAGGGACUCGGGGCGGCGGAGGAGGAGGAAGGGCAGAUGGCAGCAAUGCCGGGGGAGACUUUGGGGUCACGGUGGAGGAGCUCAGGGAGCUGAUGGAGCUCAGAGGGACCGAUGCCCUGCAGAAGGUCCAGGAAAACUACGGAGACACAGAGGGGCUCUGCCAGAGACUACUGUCCAACACCACUGAAGGUCUCAGUGGGGACCCGGCAGACCUGGAGCGUCGGUGCCAAACGUUCGGCCAAAACUUCAUCCCACCGAAGAAAGCCAAGACGUUCCUGGAGCUCGUGUGGGAGGCCUUACAGGACGUCACGCUCAUCAUCUUGGAGGCCGCCGCCAUCAUCUCCCUCGGCCUCUCUUUCUACCAGCCACCCGGGAAGGAAAGCGAAUCAUGUGGGAAUGUUUCAGGGGGUGCAGAGGAUGAGGGCGAAGCUGACACUGGCUGGAUAGAGGGUGCAGCCAUCCUGCUGUCCGUUGUGUGCGUCGUCCUGGUGACGGCGUUCAAUGACUGGUCCAAAGAAAAGCAGUUCCGAGGCCUACAGAGUCGAAUUGAGCAAGAGCAGAGGUUCACCGUGGUGCGGAAAGGAAAUGUCAUCCAGAUCCCUGUGGCUGACAUGGUGGUGGGGGACAUGGCCCAGGUCAAAUAUGGGGACCUGCUACCAGCUGAUGGUAUCCUGAUUCAAAGCAACGAUCUGAAGAUAGACGAGAGCUCGCUCACAGGAGAGUCCGACCACGUAGGCAAGUCUGUGGAAAAGGACCCAAUGCUGCUCUCAGGUACCCAUGUGAUGGAGGGCUCGGGCAGGAUGCUGGUGACAGCUGUCGGUGUUAACUCGCAGACAGGCAUCAUCUUCACCCUUCUGGGUGCUGGAGAGAUGGAGGAAGAUGCGAAGGAGAAGAAAGGAAAACAACCUGAUGGAGCUGUGGAGAACAAUCAGAACAAAGCCAAGAAGCAGGACGGGGGUGUUGCCAUGGAGAUGCAACCCCUGAAGAGUGCAGAGGGAGGGGAGGUAGAGGACAGAGAGAAGAAGAAGACCAGUGUUCCAAAGAAGGAGAAGAGUGUGUUGCAGGGCAAGCUCACUAAACUGGCUGUUCAAAUUGGGAAAGCAGGUUUGGUGAUGUCAGCCAUCACCGUCAUUAUUCUGGUGCUCUACUUUGUCAUCAACACAUUUGUCGUUGAAGGACAAUUUUGGUUGACAGAGUGUACUCCAGUCUACAUCCAGUACUUUGUCAAGUUCUUCAUCAUUGGAGUCACUGUGCUGGUGGUGGCUGUCCCAGAGGGCUUACCUCUCGCUGUCACCAUUUCUCUGGCGUACUCUGUCAAGAAAAUGAUGAAGGACAACAACCUUGUACGCCACUUGGAUGCGUGCGAGACCAUGGGCAACGCCACAGCCAUCUGCUCCGACAAGACUGGCACCCUCACCACCAAUCGCAUGACUGUGGUUCAGAGUUACUUAGGUGAUGUGCAACACCGUGUGGUCCCGGACCCUGGACAGAUCAACCCCAAGACACUGGACAUAUUAGUCAAUGCUAUCGCUAUCAACAGCGCCUACACCUCCAAGAUCUUGCCACCUGAUGUGGAGGGGGGUCUGGCCAAGCAGGUGGGCAACAAGACGGAGUGUGGCCUUCUGGGAUUUGUACUAGACCUUCAGCGGGACUACACCACUGUCAGAGAUCAGAUCCCUGAGGAAAGACUGUACAAGGUGUAUACAUUCAACUCGGCCCGUAAAUCCAUGAGUACAGUGAUCAAGCUGCCAGACGGUUCCUUCCGCCUCUACAGCAAAGGAGCGUCUGAGAUCCUGUUAAAGAAGUGUUCCUACAUCUUAGAUCCCAAUGGAGAAGCGCGCGGUUUCCGACCACGUGACAGGGAUGAGAUGGUCAAACAGGUGAUUGAGCCAAUGGCAUGUGAGGGGUUGAGGACCAUCUGCAUUGCGUACCGGGACCUGCCGUCUAAUCCGGAGCCAGACUGGGAAAAUGAGGAAGAAAUCGUAACAGAGUUGACCUGCAUCACGGUGGUGGGGAUAGAGGACCCUGUGCGGCCUGAGGUGCCUGAUGCCAUUCGUAAGUGUCAGCGUGCGGGCAUCACGGUGCGAAUGGUGACUGGUGAUAACAUUAACACAGCCCGGGCCAUUGCUGCUAAAUGUGGCAUCAUCCACCCUGGAGAUGACUUUAUCUGCAUAGACGGCAAAGAAUUCAACCGACGAAUCAGGAACGAGAAGGGAGAGAUUGAACAGGAGCGCAUUGACAAAAUCUGGCCCAAACUCCGCGUGUUGGCGCGAUCCUCGCCGACGGACAAACACACACUGGUUAAAGGCAUCAUUGACAGCACCGUCCUAGAACAGAGGCAGGUUGUCGCAGUAACAGGAGAUGGAACUAAUGACGGACCUGCUUUGAAGAAGGCUGAUGUUGGCUUUGCCAUGGGUAUCGCGGGGACAGACGUCGCGAAAGAGGCGUCUGACAUCAUCCUGACGGAUGACAACUUCAGCAGCAUUGUCAAGGCGGUGAUGUGGGGACGAAACGUCUACGAUAGCAUUUCCAAGUUCCUGCAGUUCCAGCUCACGGUCAACGUAGUGGCUGUCAUAGUGGCCUUCACUGGGGCCUGCAUCACUCAGGACUCUCCUCUGAAGGCAGUGCAGAUGCUGUGGGUGAAUCUGAUCAUGGACACGUUUGCUUCCCUGGCCCUGGCCACCGAGCCCCCCACCGAGGCCCUGUUGCUACGGAAACCCUACGGCCGGAACAACCCGCUCAUUUCACUGACCAUGAUGAAGAACAUCCUGGGCCAUGGAGUGUACCAGCUGGUCAUCAUCUUUACCCUGCUGUUCAUAGGCGAGCGCAUCUUUAACAUCGACAGUGGCCGCAACGCUCCGCUCCACUCCCCUCCCUCUGAGCACUACACCAUCAUCUUCAACACCUUUGUCCUCAUGCAGCUGUUCAACGAGAUCAACGCUCGCAAGAUCCACGGAGAGAGAAACGUCUUUGACGGCAUAUUUGCCAACCCCAUCUUCUGCUCCAUUGUCCUGGGGACAUUUGCUGUGCAGAUCGUGAUCGUUCAGUGGGGAGGGAAGCCCUUCAGCUGCGCCCCUCUCAAUGUUGAGCAGUGGCUCUGGUGUCUUUUUGUGGGAGUUGGAGAGCUGCUCUGGGGGCAGGUGAUCGCCACAGUACCGACAGAGCGGCUUCCAUGUCUGAAGGAGGCAGGGCUGGGCCUGGAGCCAGGGGAGGAGGAAGGGGAGGAGAUGGCAGAGGACGAAGAGGAGAUCGAUUGUGCCGAGAGGGAGCUGCGCCGCGGACAGAUCCUUUGGUUCCGAGGCCUCAACCGCAUCCAGACCCAGAUGGAGGUAGUCAGCACGUUCAAGCGAAGUGGUUCGUUUCAGGGAGCGGUGAGACGGCGCUCCUCUGUGCUCAGUCAGCUCCACGACAUGCGAGUGGUGAAAGCAUUCCGUAGUUCGCUGUACGAGGGCCGGGAGAAACCGGAAUCCCGCAACUCCAUCCACAACUUCAUGGCCCACCCGGAGUUCCUCAUCAACGACCUCAUCCAUAACAUUCCGCUGAUCGACGACACUGACGUCGACGACGAAUCAGAGCUAAGCAGAUACCAGCACCUGCACCCGGCCCUCCGCAAGCCGCCACCACCUCCCACCCAGCCCCAGCCCCCGGCCCGCACACGACCCACCCGCCCCUAUCGCCAGUAUAGCCUCCCGGUGACCCCGUGCAACCGAAACAACAAUAACAACAGCAGCAGCAUCAGUUCAACGGUCACCCACGGCAACAACAACAGCACCAAUGCAGUUUCUCCCAGCAACCGGAGCCCCCAUCACCACUACCACUGCCAUCGCAACCAUUAUGGCAGAGACAGGCCAAUGACACCCUCCGCCCCUCACCUGGCCCAUCUCUUCUGCGUGGAGACAUCCUUAUAACUGAGCUGAAAAUGGGUCUUGGGGUGGGGAGAAGGGAAACGGAUUCUUGGGUAGGGGGAGGAAAGGGGAGUGGAAAAGAGGGCUGAGGACACAUGACAUUUUCAUCCGAUCUCCCUUACAACAAGCUAAAAGGUGAAGGACGAGGGAGGCACAGAGGGAGUGGACAAUGGCCGGAGACUUCUGCUCGCAACUCCCUGAGAACAUUGCGACUUUCCCUCCCCUCGCGCUCGAUCCGGCCCCCUCAGUCUGACUCCCUGAUGCAACAGCCGCCCGCCCCCCUCUCCACCCUUGCACCCACCGUCCCCGUCCGCCACCCUCCCCAAAGAACCCGCCCACCUCCCCAUGCCUGACCACACGCACACUCGUCACACAUACGCACAGGUCUGCUCUUGCUGCAUUGAGCGACGGUGGGUUGGGGAGGGACGGGGGACGGACAUCCAAAAAACACGACAUCCCUCAUUGCUUCAGCAGAAAAGGGCCAUGUGGCAAUGGGGGCUGAAUCACUAGGUUUAUAUUGGUGGUCAUCAUUAGUGUUGUCAUCAUUGCCCACCUACCUUCCCACCUGCCAUGGCACCAUUGUCACCACUGCCAUAAUUUAUGUACGGCCUCUUUCAAAUCACUACAUUUCUUGCGAUAUAAGUAAAAGGAUUUAUUAGAGCUUUAACUAGACUUCAGUCAUUUUCAUCUCCGAUUCACUUGUUUCUCAGCAUAAUGGUGCUCAUUUCUUUUAUUUUACAUUGAUCUUUUUUAUUUAUUGACUUUCUCCAUCUCUAAAGGUUUAACAUUGGGCUUUUUAAAAAUCUUCUUUUAUUUCAUUCCUCUCUCUUUCACUGUGUAUGUUUAUUGUCUUGUCUCUUCUGAAAAAAGGCGAUCACAAAACAAAGAUCCUGUUCAUUUAAACCUAAUAGUCAAUAGAAUGGCUGCAAAAAGGAGGGGGUAUAUAUAUAUAUAUAUAUAUAUAUAUUCACACACAAAUAUAUAUGUUAUUUGAAUGUGUGGGAAGUGACAACACAGAACUCUUCAUGUUCACCACUGCUCCCUGAAUGCCACCCCGAGUCCACUGUAACACUGUCCAUAUGAUACACUUUUUGCGACCUCACCUUUGAUUUUGGUGUAUACAUACAGUAGCCCCAUACAGCACUGACAUACUCUACAGCCUCCUACCAUGUCGAUGGACUGAUGCGUAAGUAUGGGUAACAACUCCGGACAUCAUCUGGGGCGAGCCCAUGGGUGACGUCCUUUUCUCUCUUGCUGUUCCUCAGUGCGUGUUUUUGUUUCCUAUGCUGACUCAGUCUUGUCUGGUCUUUCGUCGCUGGGUGUGGGUGUCUUUCAGCUUUUCUUGGAAAAGAAAGCUAAAUGCUUGUGAAGCAUUAACCCUUUAAAAGCCAUCACACACAAUGCACAGGCGAUGGCCCUUUAAGACUAACAUGCACUCACUUCGAACCUGCUCCCGCUCAUGUGCCAUUGUGUCGUCUUCAUCAUGCACCAUUGUCCUCUCCAUGAGUAUUGUGGACAAAGAGAUUGUUUCAUUUGUCUUUUCACUGACCGGGGGUGUCACUGUUUGAUGCUGAAAAGCAAACAUCCACUCAAGUGAUCAGGCCCAUGUCUAAUGUCAGUGUUCAGUUUUAGCUUUAGGCCCAAAGCCCACUCAGCUCUAUCAGGUACGACCAAUGAGAGCUUAGGUGUCAUGACUGUGCGUCCCGUACAGCCAUCAUCAUGAUGCACAAUAACUUGGUUAAAGCAGUUCAACAUUUUGGAAAAUAUGCUUAUUUCCUUUUUUGCUGAGAGUCAGAAAAAGAUGGACACCGUGAGGUUAUCUUGAAUGAGCUUACAGGUUGAAACAGCCAGUCUGGCUCUUUCUUUUUUUUUUAGGGGGGAUUUUCUUGUCAUUAUGCACCGACAAAAUAAAAGUGGGAUCGUUGUGCUGCUGUAGCCUCAGUCAGACCUGCAGCGAACUUCAUCACUACUGCCAACUACAGGGGCUAGGACAUACAUCUUACAAUGAAAACUUCUGUGAAUUUAUUUAUUUAUUUAUUUAUUUAUUUAUUUAUUUAUUUAUUUAUUUAUUUAUUUAUUUAUUUAUUUAUUUAUUACAUUUUUAAUUACAGAUGAUUUCAUUCUUAUGACAAAGUUGAAGUGUUGAUGGUCAUACUUUGGGACAGAGCCAGGCUGCCUUAGCAUUACACAUGUGGGUAUCUUUUCAUCAAACUCUUGGCAAGAAAAAAAAGUGUAUUUCCCAUUUUGUGUUCAAGCAGUCUAGUGUAAAAUGUCAAUAACACACUGCAUGAGCAUACCCCAACCAAAAUUUAAAAAAAAAAAAAGAAGAAGAAGAAAAUCACACAACGUACUCCGAUAGCCACCCAUUUGACGACACUGGUGCAGCACACAGCCGUCAUCCGCUGAGCUCCACCUCAACAUUCCAUGUGACAUACAUUCCAGACAACUGCAUCACAUUCCAGAUUGGGCGUGUGAGUGCCCACCUGUGUCCCAUGUUGCACUACGUGUGGGUGAACCGCUGACUUCAUGUUGCCUCGGAGCGUGACUGCAAUGCAAUGCAAACCUGGACACCCUUGCACCCCUUCUCCCCCACCCCUCCACUCAGCUGUCCCCUGUUUACUUCCCCCGAGUUAUCAACUGGCCCCCACCACCAGAGAAAGUUGAGGGCAGACAAUAUGCAACAGACUGCCUUAUCAACAGCUGUUCCCAGCCGUAGGAUUAGAACCGCUGUCUGACAGGGAUGGUAACACAUGCAAACACAGUGAGAGAACAUGUCUGUCCUGCUCGUUCUGUGUCAGGAUGUGCGCAGGGCUCUCUGGGAACACCCCUUCCUGUACAGAACUCUGUCUUGAAUGCUCAUCAUCAUCGUCGCCACCCUGACCUGAGCUGUCGGAGCAGGCGGGUGGCGACAUUGUAUUGGUCUGUCUGUUUUGAAGCAUGCAUUUGGUAUCAUUAAUGUCACUCUUUAUGUGUUGGUAAAUCAUUUAGGCUACUGUCACUACUGUGUGCUAUGAUCUCUCCACAUCUGCUGUCUCUCUCUCACACAAACACACACGCACACACACACACACACACACACGCAGACACACACACACACACACACACACACACACACACUCAUAUUCUGUUAAAGUCUAACUUAUUCUAUUUCAGCACCUCUUAGCACAGCUCUCUCAGUGCUUUCUGCGGGCUUACACAAACACAACGACACACACACACACACACAAACACACACACACACCAAACACCGGGGAUAUCUACAGUGGUGUAAAUUUGACUGUCCAGUUCGAGUCAUCUCUGUCCAUCUGUCCAGCCACGUUACAUCAUGAUGUUGUGAGACAGUGUCACAGAAGGCAAAACACAAUGUGAAAAAGAAUAUAUUAUAUUUAUCAAAAUUAUAAAUUGUACAACUGCACCACUAAUGUACAGAUCGCCCAAAUGUGCACAUGUGCAUCUUUGAUUUACAGGUACUAUGUUCCUGUUACACCUUUUUUAUUUUUGAUGUUUCUUUAUUUUAAUCCUAUAGUUUUUGUAAAGAGAGGAACAACAAAUGGAAGCCCUUGUAUAUGAUUAUGAUUAUUAUGAUUAUUAUUAUGAUUAUUAUUGAUUUUCUCCACCGGUGCCCCCACUGAUGGAAAAAGACAGUUGCACAUUCUCCUGAGCAUAUUCUGAGGGCUGUGUUUUCUGUCCAUGGAACAGCCCCUGAAGUGUGCAGAGGUGUGGAGAUGCUUAGAGUCUCUUAAGACCAGAGACACCACUCUGUAAAUAGAGAACAGGAGAUACAAAUGUACCUCAUUAUGAUCUAAAGGACUGGACAAAGUGGGGACCGAGGGAGGAUGCAGAACUGGAGGGUGAGGCAGAGCUAGAGACUGCAGAAGUGCAGUGCAUCCAUGCAUUGUUUAGGCUGCUCUUUUAGAUCUGCUACAAGUAUUUACUGCCAUGUUGCAAUGGGAGGUAAUGAAGGUUUUACAUUACUCAUUAUACAUAGUGUUGUAAAUAUCGUGUGUGGAAUGGUCCCCCCCUUCUUGCACAAUGCAGUGCUGUUCUGCAGACAGAAAAUGCAGCCUUAACUGUGCUGAAAUGAAAAAGACCAAAAAAAGAAAAAAAAACUCAAAACAAACAAACAAAAACAUAAAGACUAUUGAAUAUAUUAAAGAGUUACCUGCCUGUUAUUUAAGCGAAUAAAUAUCUAUAUAUGAGAAAGAACACACCUGUAUACUGUAGACUAAAUCUGUACGGAAAUCUAAGAGAAUUUAAUGGGAAUUAAGUCCAACACCUUUUGUCUGUAUGAAAGAAAAAAUACAUCAAAGUAUUCUACAAUAAUAACUUUGACAAAGUC
Messenger RNA from Scophthalmus maximus (turbot), 9196 nucleotides. It is a transcript of the gene atp2b3b, whose product is annotated as ATPase plasma membrane Ca2+ transporting 3b. Gene Ontology annotation, cellular component: membrane; intracellular membrane-bounded organelle. Bases 895 to 4860 code for a protein of 1321 amino acids. Lineage: Eukaryota; Metazoa; Chordata; Actinopteri; Pleuronectiformes; Scophthalmidae. Gene Ontology annotation, biological process: regulation of cytosolic calcium ion concentration; calcium ion transmembrane transport. The transcript is spliced from 26 exons. Gene Ontology annotation, molecular function: ATP hydrolysis activity; P-type calcium transporter activity; PDZ domain binding. The record is from RefSeq and is a predicted model, not a curated record.